Periconia digitata is the source of this 1075-nucleotide messenger RNA. The record is from the annotation of a GenBank genome assembly. NCBI's taxonomy places the organism in Eukaryota, Fungi, Ascomycota, Dothideomycetes, Pleosporales, Periconiaceae.
UCUGCGAAAAAUAGUUCAAAUUGUCACGCAGUCAUAAUGGGUGCUGAAAGUGACAUUGAGCUCGGUAGCACACCAUCAUCACAGAACGAGCUCCGCCAGCGCAAAAAGAGAAAGAUAGAUAAUGAUGAGCUUCCAAUAUCUUCACGCCCUUUCGCAGGUCGCAUAGGCGGAAAUUUGGAGUUUACAGUUUCGCCCAAGGCUCCGGAAUACGACACUGUUACAUCGAAAGCCCCAGAUGCCGCUGCAAAUUUCACCUGGCAACAAAGCUUCGACCUUCAAGGCUUUUUCGACCGUGACCUCUGGAAAGAAGCUGCCAUUGAAGGGGUAGGGGUAUUUGCUCAGAGCUAUAUCGGCGGAUUGUAUUCUAUGGGCUUGCAACCAGCGCUUACGGCGACCUCUCUAGGUCAAAUAACGCCUGCAAUACUCGGAGCGAUCUCGAAUGGCUUGCUUAUAUCGCUUUUCAUCUUCGCUGGAGGGCCGGUCUCCGGAGGUCAUUUCAAUCCAACUGUCACGCUAUCAACAUUCGCGGCGCGACUUGCCUCGUUCCCAAGGACAGUUUUGUACGUCAUAUUCCAAUGCGUAGGGGCUGUCGUCGCUGCGUGGAUUCUCCGAGCCAGUCUCGGCAUGCCUGCGGCAGCCUUUCGUACAGUGCCCGGCUGUUUCUUUGACGAGCAACUGGUGACUCCAGGACAAGCGUACGGAAUGGAGACAAUGACUACGUUCGUACUGAUUUUCAUCGCUUUUGGUGUUGGACUCGAUCCGCGUCAGCGAGAGUCACUGGGACCUGCAUUAUCGACCAUCCUGGUCGGCCUGGCUAUAAUGCUGUGUACUUUCGCGUCCGGCAUUGCUCGGCCUGGGUAUUCUGGAGCUUCGAUGAAUCCAGCAAGAUGCCUUGGAUUGAUGUCUGUAGCGGAGAAGUUUGACUAUCAUUACAUUCACUGGACCGGUGUGAUGACGGCUGCGGCGAUGAAUGGAUUCCUGUACUGGGUAGUUCCGCCUUAUAAAUAGAUGAAGGAAUCUAUGGUUAAUGGAGUAGAAUCUGUGGUAGUUACAGCAGCAAAUAGUAUAGUGGUAU